GAUUUCCAAAUCAGUUGGGUAUGAGAAUUUCCUGUUCAGCCUUCAGAGACACAUUAGUGAGAAAUCUCGUUUUCCACUCAUAACUCACCCUGAGCAUCAUGUGGCAGCCUGUCUAGUUCACUGUCACUGUUGUCCUGGAUUCUGCCACUGACUUUCACUUUUUCAUGCUCAUCUCCCACAGACCUCCUGUGAGCUCCUCACCUCAUUGCAGGAGCCCUGGCUUUCUGGCAGGAGAGGGAGCUUGACAUUGGCCUCCUCUCCGCCAGCCCAGUCAGUUGACACAACACUGCAAAUGUGAAAUGUGGAGUAACUAAGGGACAGUUCUGAUGCAGGGAACUAAACUAGAGUGUGGAUGCCUCUAAACAGCUCGGAUAAUCCAAGAGUGUGGAAUUCCCUGGAGGACUGCCUCAAAGUUCUGUCCUUGUUGUCUGUGGAGCGUCCGUCACCAGCUCGUGUUUAUAUUUUCUUGUCAGUAUACUUAAACCUACAUCCACAGGAGACUUGAUGAUGAGUACAUGAGUUCAUUGUUCAUGGGGCAAAAAAACAGAUUACAAAUUAAAACCUCAAAAUAGCUCCGAUGUUCCAAACCCCACCCAUUUGGCUGCAUCAGAAUGUGUACCUUUUGAUGAGCAGCUGCAGGGCACAGGCCCUGGCAUCAUUCAGCUGCCGAGAUGAGUAAUGAAAGAGUCACCUAUGUAGAAUUGAAUGUGUCGAAGGAUUCAAGGAACCAGAAAAGGCAACCAACGGGCACCCGCAGCUCCAUCUCAGUAACUGAGCAGGAAAUCACCUAUGUGGAAUUCAGCUUUCAAAAUCCUUCUCCAGACCAUCCCUCGGUCUGCAGGGACUGCUGCUGCAAAGGUUUUCCAUCUCCUCCGGAAAAACUCAUCACUGUUUUCCUGGGUGUCAUUGGCUUUGCCUUAUUGGUCGCUGUGGUUUUAAUUACUACAGUUUUCUCAAGCUAUCCUAAAGAAAAGGAGCAAAUCAACUUGUCCAAGUCAGGACCCCAGAAAGGACACCUUUGUCAUUGUCCAAAAGAGUGGAUGUCAUAUUCCCACAAUUUUUAUUACAUUAGUGUGGAGAAGAAAAAUUGGACUGACAAUUUGGUGUCCUGCAAUACCAAAAACGCUAGUCUGCUUUACAUAGAGAGUGAAGAGGAGCAGAACUUUCUGCAAUCCCUCUCACUUAACACAUGGAUUGGAGUCUUUCGGAAGAGCAGAGAUCAACCCUGGGUUUGGGGAAAAGACUCAACUUUCAAACCAAAGAUAACAGAACUUUUCCAUGGUGAACAUAAUUGUGUCAUGCUUUCAACCUCUGGCCUCCCAGCACAUGACUGCGCAGUUUUGCAUACAUAUCUUUGUAAGCUUAAGCUCACAAACUAAAAACCCUGUAUUGGAGUCUUUCAGGUCCAGGAAGGUGAGUGUCCAGCCAGACUGGAUCCGCAAAAUCCAGUAUAU
Molecule: messenger RNA, 1454 nt
Organism: Myodes glareolus (Bank vole)
Lineage: Eukaryota; Metazoa; Chordata; Mammalia; Rodentia; Cricetidae
Source: RefSeq, a predicted model, not a curated record